This is a messenger RNA of Limanda limanda (common dab), 1204 nucleotides long. It is a transcript of the gene chmp6b, whose product is annotated as charged multivesicular body protein 6b. Lineage: Eukaryota; Metazoa; Chordata; Actinopteri; Pleuronectiformes; Pleuronectidae. The coding region runs from base 124 to 741 and encodes 205 amino acids. The record is from RefSeq and is a predicted model, not a curated record. Gene Ontology annotation, biological process: vesicle budding from membrane; late endosome to vacuole transport via multivesicular body sorting pathway. Gene Ontology annotation, cellular component: ESCRT III complex; multivesicular body. The transcript has 8 exons.
GACAGGGUAAUGGUGGCUUCUCGUCCCACUUGAGCCUCACGCAGCUGACGGGACGGAUCUCGGCUCCUGAGCCUCAACGAGCUCCCGGGGAUCGAACCUGUGAACGUGUGAUGCUUCGUCACGAUGGGAAACAUCUUUGGGAAGAAGAAGGUGACCCGCGUGACGGAGCAGGACAAGGCCAUUCUGAAACUGAAGCAGCAGAGAGAUAAACUGCGUCAGUACCAGAAGAAGAUCAACCUGCAGCUGGAGAAGGAGCGAGCUCUGGCCAAGCAGCUGCUGAGGGAUGGAAAGAAAGACAAAGCUCUCCUCCUGCUGAAGAAGAAGCGCUACCAGGACAAACUGCUGGACCAGACGGAGAACCAGAUCAGCAACCUGGAGCGACUGGUUCAGGACCUGGAGUUUGCCCAGAUCGAGAAGACGGUGCUCGACGGCCUGAAGGUCGGAAACGAGUGUCUGAAGAAGAUGCACGAGGUGAUGUCGAUUGAGGAAGUCGAACGGAUCAUGGAUGAAACUCAAGAUUCCAUCGAUUACCAAAGGCAAAUAGACGAGAUGUUGGCCGGCUCGUUCACACAGGAAGAUGAAGACGCUGUUCUCGCUGAGCUGGAGGCCAUUACUCAGGGAGACGUGGAUCUUCCCGAGGUUCCUUCAGACGCGCUGCCAGAUGUUCCAGAGGAAGAGGAGGAGAAACCAGAGCAAGAACGUCCCAGAAAGAAACCAGAGCGAGAGCUGCUCGCCGCAUGAGAGCACGCCGACCUCCAGCUGCUGGUUUUCUACAACACUCCAGUCCCACAGGAAACAAACAUUUAGCAGGAGACCUCGCUCCCUCACUGCUUUGCAGAAAGUGGCAGCGGCUUCCAGACACUGAUCUUCCUCCACGUCCUCCAGUGGCUGUUUGUCCUCUGCUGCAGGACGACACUUGAACGCAUCACGACUGGUUCAUCAGAAACUUUGACAAACGUUGAUUUUACUCCUGAUGACAUUAGACGACUAACUCUAACCUCUGAUUCAUGUUCUUUCUCCACUAAAUCAUUUUACAUACAGUAACUUAGCCAUCUCCUCUCAGCCCCAAGAAGACUUGUUUUAUAAAAUGCCUCUUUGUAUAACUUCUUUCUGGCUUUUGUGAACUUGGGGCCAGUUCCAUUUUGAGCACCGUGUUUGUUGUGUUAACUCUGCAGAGCUUACUAUUAAAAAGACUCAGAGGCAA